AUGUGGCCGGCGUGCGGGGCGCUCUGGGCUUGGGCCCUGCCCUUGGCGCGGACCCCCAAGGCCCGGGCCUGCGGUGGGGGCAGGGGCAUCUCCUACACUCAGGGCCAGAGCCCAGAGCCCCGCACGCGCGAGUACUUUUACUACGUGGAUCAUCAAGGCCAGCUUUUCCUGGAUGACUCCAAAAUGAAGAAUUUCAUCACCUGUUUCAAAGACCCGCAGUUCCUCGUCACCUUCUUCUCCCGACUGAGACCAAACCGCAGCGGCCGCUACGAGGCCUCCUUCCCCUUCCUCUCUCUCUGCGGCAGAGAGCGCAACUUCCUGCGCUGCGAUGACCGGCCUGUGGUCUUCACGCAUCUGCUGGCUGCCGGCCCCGGGCCUCCGCGCCUCUCCUACUGCGGCGGCGGCGAGGCCUUGGCCGUGCCCUUCGAGCCGGCUCGUCUGCUGCCCCUGGCCACCAACGGGCGCCUCUAUCACCCCGCGCCAGAGCGCGCCGGCGGCGUAGGCCUGGUGCGCUCGGCCCUGGCCUUCGAGCUCAGCGCCUGCUUCGAAUACGCGCCUGGCGCGAAUGCGCUGCCCUCGCACGUGCGCUGGCAGGGCCGCCGCCUCGCCCUCACCAUGGACCUGGCCCCGCUGCUGCUCGCCGCCCCGCAGCCCUGAGCGUCAGGCGG
Messenger RNA from Pteropus alecto (black flying fox), 668 nucleotides. Its product is annotated as UPF0598 protein C8orf82 homolog. The transcript is spliced from 3 exons. The record is from RefSeq and is a predicted model, not a curated record. Lineage: Eukaryota; Metazoa; Chordata; Mammalia; Chiroptera; Pteropodidae. Bases 1 to 657 code for a protein of 218 amino acids.